Indicator indicator is the source of this 1586-nucleotide messenger RNA. Its product is annotated as cholesterol 24-hydroxylase. The transcript has 15 exons. Gene Ontology annotation, molecular function: cholesterol 24-hydroxylase activity; heme binding; iron ion binding. The coding region runs from base 1 to 1506 and encodes 501 amino acids. Lineage: Eukaryota; Metazoa; Chordata; Aves; Piciformes; Indicatoridae. Gene Ontology annotation, biological process: cholesterol catabolic process. The record is from RefSeq and is a predicted model, not a curated record.
AUGGAGGCGCUCUGGGCUGUGGGCGGCCUCUUGUUGGGCCUUUCACUCCUGGCCUGCGGCCUGUACUGCUGCUAUGUGAAAUACAUCCACGUCAAGUAUGACCACAUCCCCGGCGCCCCGCGGGAGAGUUUUUUAUUUGGACAUCUGCCGAUCUUGUGGAGGAUGCUGAGGAAACGGGAGUUUAUCCACGAUCUCUUUCUGCAGUGGGCAGAGAAAUAUGGACCUAUUGUUCGGCUUAAUGCCUUUCACAGAGUCUCCAUAAUGAUUCUGAGUCCUGAGGGAGUGAAGGAGUUCUUGAUGUCACCACAGUACCCAAAGGAUCGGCUGGUAUAUGGUCGUAUCUUCAACAUAUUUGGUGAGAGGUUUCUAGGGAAUGGUUUGGUAACUGUUUGCAACCAUGAGCAUUGGCACAAGCAGCGGAAGAUAAUGGAUCCAGCUUUCAGCCGAACCUCUCUGAUUGGUCUGAUGGAAACUUUUAAUGAAAAAGCAGAGGAGCUGAUGGAGAAGCUAGAGGAAAAGGCAGACGGAAAAACAGAGUUUAGCAUGCUGACGAUGAUGAACCGGGUGACUAUGGAUAUCAUUGCAAAGGUAGCCUUUGGCUUGGAAUUGGAUGCACUGAGUGAUGACCAGACACCUUUCCCACAUGCAGUGACUCUGGCUUUGGAGGGAAUGACCAAGGCACGCAUCCCCUUCAUACGGUACCUGCCAGGGAAACAGAAGCUGGUAAAGGAGGUCAAGGAGAGUGUGAGGCUGCUGCGGCACGUUGGGAAGGAGUGUAUUGACCAGAGGAGAGAGGCCAUCCAGAAUGGGAAGGAAGCCACAGUGGAUAUUCUUACACAGAUACUGAAAGGAGAUGCUCUGGAGGAAACUAGAGAUGAUGAAAACAUCGUGGAUAACUUCAUCACUUUCUUUGUUGCAGGUCAUGAAACCACUGCUAAUCAGUUGUCAUUUACUGUAAUGGCACUGGCUCAGCAUCCUGAAAUACUAGAAAGGCUUCAAGCUGAAGUAGAUGAAGUUCUUGGUGCCAAAAGAGACAUUGACUAUGAGGAUCUUGGCAAGCUCACAUACUUAUCACAGGUUUUGAAAGAAUCACUGCGGCUGUACCCGCCCGUCCCAGGGACCAUUCGCUGGUUGGAGAAGGAUCACGUCAUCAAUGGUGUCAGAAUUCCCGCAAAGACCGCACUCGUUUUCAGCACUUACAUAAUGGGAAGAAUGGAAAAGUUUUUCAAGGAUCCCCUCACUUUCAAUCCAGACCGAUUUAGCAAAGAUGCACCUAAACCCUAUUACUGCUAUUUUCCAUUCUCCCUGGGACCCCGAUCCUGCAUCGGGCAGACGUUUGCACAGAUGGAGGCGAAAGUGGUGAUGGCAAAACUAUUGCAGAGGUUUGAAUUCCAGCUGGUACCAGGGCAGAGUUUUAAGCUCUUGGAUGCUGGAACCAUUAGACCACUAGAUGGAGUAAUAUGUAAAUUAAAGCCAAGGAGCCCUGCAAGAGGCAUCCAGGCAUGACUGCUCAGGAAAGGAACACGACACGAUAGUGGUGGCGUUUCUUCUGUUGUUUAAGAGCUUCACACUAAUCACAGGUUAGA